CCUCCAGUUCUUAACCUGCCUCCUGUCGCCUCUCGCUCGCAGUCCAGUUGUCCAGCCGUGUGAGUGUCGGGGUGCCGAUCGGGGUGCGACGGGACUCCCCAGAGCCAUGCCAGCGGUGGUGGAUACGUGCUCCUUGGCCACUCCGGCGUCCGUCUGCCGGACCAAGCAUCUGCAUCUGCGCUGCAGCGUCGACUUCACUCGCCGGGCGCUGACGGGCACCGCCGCGCUCACGGUCCAGGCUCAGGAGGACAAUCUGCGCAGCCUGAUUUUGGAUACAAAGGACCUUACAAUAGAAAAAGUGGUCAUCAAUGGACAAGAAGUCAAAUAUGUUCUUGGAGAAAGACAAAGUUACAAAGGAUCACCCUUGGAAAUCUCUCUUCCCAUUGCUCUGAGCAAAAAUCAAGAAGUGGUUAUAGAAAUUUCUUUUGAAACAUCGCCAAAAUCUUCUGCCCUGCAGUGGCUCACUCCUGAACAAACUUCCGGGAAGGAGCACCCAUAUCUCUUUAGUCAGUGCCAGGCCAUCCACUGCCGAGCAAUUCUUCCUUGCCAGGACACGCCUUCUGUGAAAUUAACCUACAGUGCAGAGGUGUCUGUCCCUAAAGAACUGGUUGGAGAAGCACCUGACCCAGAAGAUCCGAGCAGGAAAAUAUACAAAUUCAGCCAAAAAGUCCCGAUUCCCUGCUACUUGAUUGCUUUAGUUGUUGGAGCUUUAGAAAGCAGGCAGAUUGGCCCGAGAACAUUGGUGUGGUCUGAGAAAGAGCAGGUGGAAAAGUCAGCUUAUGAAUUUUCUGAGACUGAAACUAUGCUUCAAAUUGCAGAAGAUCUGGGAGGCCCAUACGUAUGGGGGCAGUAUGACCUAUUGGUCCUGCCACCAUCCUUCCCUUACGGCGGCAUGGAAAAUCCUUGCCUCACUUUUGUAACUCCGACUCUGCUGGCAGGUGACAAGUCCCUCUCCAAUGUUAUUGCACAUGAAAUAUCUCAUAGUUGGACAGGAAAUCUAGUGACCAACAAAACUUGGGAUCACUUUUGGUUAAAUGAAGGACAUACUGUGUACUUGGAACGCCACAUUUGCGGACGGUUGUUUGGUGAAAGGUUCAGACACUUUCAUGCUCUGGGAGGAUGGGGAGAGCUACAGAAUUCGAUAAAGACUUUUGGGGAUACACAUCCUUUCACCAAAUUGGUGGUUGAUCUGGCGAAUGUAGACCCUGAUAUCGCAUAUUCUUCAGUUCCCUAUGAGAAGGGCUUUGCUUUACUCUUUUACCUUGAGCAGCUUCUUGGAGGACCAGAGGUUUUCCUAGGAUUCCUGAAGGCUUAUGUUAAGAAAUUUUCCUACCAGAGCAUAACCACUGAUGACUGGAAGGACUUCCUGUAUUCUCACUUUAAAGAUAAGGUUGAUAUUCUCAAUCAAGUCGACUGGAACACCUGGCUCUACUCUCCUGGACUGCCUCCUGUAAAACCCACUUAUGAUAUGACCCUGACAAAUGCUUGUAUUGCCUUAAGUGAAAGAUGGAUUGCUGCCAAAGAAGAUGAUUUAAGUUCAUUCAACUCAGCAGACCUGAAAGAUCUCUCUUCUCAUCAGCUGAAUGAAUUUUUAGCACAGAUGCUUCAGAAAGCACCUCUUCCAUUGGGGCACAUAAAGCGAAUGCAAGAGGUGUACAACUUCAAUGCCAUUAACAAUUCUGAAAUACGAUUCAGAUGGUUGCGACUCUGCAUUCAAUCGAAAUGGGAGGAAGCAAUUCCUUUGGCUCUAAAAAUGGUGACUGAACAAGGAAGAAUGAAGUUCACACGACCCUUAUUCAAGGACCUGGCUGCCUUUGACAAGUCCCGUGAUCAAGCCAUCUGUACCUACCAAGAGCACAAAGCAAGUAUGCACCCUGUGACUGCCAUGCUGGUGGGCAAGGAUUUAAAAGUGGAUUAAGGACCUGUCUGGUGCUCAUGUCAAGCGCUUCUCUUUUUUAAAUUGAAUUCAUAAAGAAAUAUAAACUCCAGCUCAUAUUGUAACUAAAAAUGUUUUUAUGUUUGGCUUUUUAUUGUUUUGUCAGUGAUUUUCAUAAAUAAAGCUGAGCUACCUUCCCCCCUAUUCCCAAAUCCCCAAUGGCAUGUUCUUUAUAAAGUGAAUUUUCUAAAAGUUUAA
Myotis lucifugus (little brown bat) is the source of this 2134-nucleotide messenger RNA. RefSeq names its product leukotriene A4 hydrolase (gene LTA4H). Gene Ontology annotation, molecular function: leukotriene-A4 hydrolase activity; zinc ion binding; epoxide hydrolase activity. The record is from RefSeq and is a predicted model, not a curated record. NCBI's taxonomy places the organism in Eukaryota, Metazoa, Chordata, Mammalia, Chiroptera, Vespertilionidae. Gene Ontology annotation, cellular component: nucleus; cytosol. Gene Ontology annotation, biological process: peptide catabolic process; proteolysis; leukotriene biosynthetic process.